AUGUUUGGCGACAUGGACCAGGUGCGGAUGACCUCAGAGGGCUCCGACUGCCGCUGCAAGUGCAUCAUGCGACCCCUGAGCAAGGACGCGUGCAGCCGCGUGCGCAGCGGGCGGGCGCGGGUGGAGGACUUCUACACGGUGGAGACCCUGAGCUCGGGGACCGACUGCCGCUGCUCCUGCACGGCGCCACCCUCUUCACUCAACCCCUGUGAGAACGAAUGGAAGAUGGAGAAACUCAAAAAGCAGGCGCCUGAGCUCCUCAAGCUGCAGUCCAUGGUGGAUCUCCUGCAGGGCACCCUGUACAGCAUGGACCUGAUGAAAGUACACGCCUACGUCCACAAGGUGGCCUCCCAGAUGGACACGCUGGAAGAGAGCAUCAAGGCCAACCUGAGCCGGGAGAACGAGGUGAUGAAAGAGAGCAUGCGCCACCUCAGCGAGCAGCUGAGGCACUACGAGAACCACUCAGCCGUCAUGAUGAGCAUCCAGAAGGAGCUGUCCAGCCUGGGCCUGCAGCUGCUGCACAAGGAUGGUGCCGCCACCCCUGCCGCCGCCCCAGCCAGUGGCCCUGGGAGCAGGGCUCAGGACACCGCUAGUGGGAAAGGCAAGGAUACCAACAAAUAUGGCGGCAUGCAGAAGAGCUUUGUAGACAGGGGUCUACCAAAACCUCCUAAGGAGAAGCUGCUGAAGGUGGAGAAGCUGAGGAGGGAGAGCACCAAGGGCAGAUUCCCCCAGCCCACAGCCAAGCCCCGGGCCCUCGCCCAGCAGCAGGGCGUGAUCCGGGGCUUCACCUACUACAAGGCGGGCAGGCAGGAGGCCACUGCGGCCAUGGCUGACAAUGCCCUCAAGGGCACUUCCUGGCUGGAGCAGCCACCAUCCAAGGUAGAGGACAGGCCACCCAAGCCCAACUCAGCGGAACAGGAUGAGGCUGGGCCCGGGUCCUCAGAGGGAGCGGACUUGGCCCCUGCCACCCCCACCUUGGACCCUGCCACCACCAUCACCACUACCACUGUGACUCCCACCACCAGUCCCCUGCCCACCGAGCCACCAUCACAUCCAGAAGUCCCCAGCCAAGGCAGAGGGGAGAGCUGCGAGGGCACCCUCCGGGCCGUGGACCCCCCCGUGAAGCACCACAGCUAUGGGCGCCACGAGGGGGCCUGGAUGAAGGACCCUGCAGCUCGGGAUGACAGAAUCUAUGUCACCAACUACUACUAUGGAAACAGCCUGGUGGAGUUCCGCAACCUGGAAAACUUCAAGCAAGGUCGCUGGAGUAACAUGUACAAGCUGCCCUACAACUGGAUCGGCACGGGCCACGUGGUGUACCAGGGCGCCUUCUACUACAACCGCGCCUUCACCAAGAACAUCAUCAAGUACGACCUGCGGCAGCGCUUCGUGGCCUCCUGGGCGCUGCUGCCCGACGUGGUGUACGAGGACACCACACCCUGGAAGUGGCGCGGCCACUCAGACAUUGACUUCGCCGUGGACGAGAGCGGCCUGUGGGUCAUCUACCCCGCUGUGGACGACCGUGACGAGGCCCAGCCCGAGGUGAUUGUGCUGAGCCGCCUGGACCCGGGCGACCUUUCCGUGCACCGGGAGACCACGUGGAAGACGCGGCUGCGGCGGAACUCCUAUGGGAACUGCUUCCUGGUGUGUGGCAUCCUAUACGCCGUGGACACCUACAACCAGCACGAUGGCCAGGUCGCCUAUGCCUUCGACACGCAUACGGGCACUGACGCUCGCCCCCAGCUGCCCUUCCGCAACGAGCACGCCUACACCACCCAGAUCGACUACAACCCCAAGGAGCGGGUGCUGUACGCCUGGGACAAUGGCCACCAGCUCACCUACACCCUCCACUUCGUGGUCUGAGCGGGGACUUGCACUCACAGGAGAGGGGCAGCAGUGGAGGGGGCUCCCCAUAGCAACUCCUGCAACCCAUCCACUCAGCAGAUAUUUAUUGGGGGCCAGCAAAUAUUUAAUGGGUGCUGGGUGCUAGGCUUGGGGUCGUAGCCGGGGUAGGGCUUUCGUAGUAGCCAUGGGUGAGGCUUGCGUCCACUUGCAGAGCUCUGCACCGAGCCCUGUACCUGCAGUUACCAUUCAGUCCUCCAGCACCUCCCUUGGAGGUAGAGGUCAUGAAGCCCAUGUGACAGCUAAGGAGAUGUCACCCUGCUCUCCCCACCUGUAGCCCUCUCCCCCUCCCCUCAUCUCCCGUGUUCUCUGAACUCUGUCUCCCUUCCCAGGGCUGCUCAAAACCCCAGGCCUCUGGCAUUGCUGCAUUCGCAUUGGGUGGAGGCCCUGGCUCUGCCUGCCACCGCGGGCCCCUGUUCUGGCUGAGCUGUUGGUGGCCCUGGACUUUGGGCCCUCUGUCCUGCUUCUUGCCUUUGGCCAGCCCCCCUAGCCCACUCCACCCGCUGUCCGGCCACAUUCCAAAGCUCUACCAUCACCUGGCCCCUGAGCAGAAACCACACCCUGGGAGAAAAUACCGGCUCCUGUUCCAAGGCCCCCUCCCUUCUGCACUCAUUUUUAUUUUCUCACUCCUCGUCAGUGCCGUCACUUGUUUCCGCAGCAGCAGCUGCUGCCAGCAGCAGCUCUACCAGGGCGGCAACUGGGCUGAGGCUCCCUCUCCACCCAGAAACGCUGGCUUUGGCUACAUACUCAGGCCUUGUGUCCCCUCCGCAGUCCCUCCCAGAGCCUUUGGGCCUGGGGUCCACUUGUCCUUUCUCUUUGGGCCUUCAAACCCACAACCUGUACACACUCAGGGAUACCUCUAAGUCUGCCGUGAACAAGACCCUAGGCCCAAGGCUGGGUGGUGCCAGGACGGAGCCGGUUCGCUCUUCCUUGUCAAUCCUGUCCUGGUCCUGUUGUCCCAGCAACCUGGGGGGCUGGAGAAGACAGAUGGUCCGAGCAGUUGGGUCCAGGGGAGGCAUUGGCCGCCUUCUGGUUGUAGGGAAGAGCCGGAGGACAGAAGCAGGGAGCAAAGGCAUGGAGGUUUGGGAACCAGGCUUUCCUGGCUUCAGAGAUGCUGGUGCCAGUGCUGCCGCAGGCCCAAGACUGGGGCUGAGGAUUCACAGGUGGGCCACCUCACCUGGUGCCGCUGAUGGCUCACCGGAGGCUCAGACCCAGGCAGCCCAGAGGACAGGACCUUUAAACCUCUCCUCGCCUGCUUUGGACAGUAUUUUCAGAGCUGGAAAGACGUUCUCUAGCCCAACCCCCUGUCUCCCCAAAGAGAAAAUAGACCCAGAAAGGUUCAGAGGGUGGCUUAGAGCCACACGGGGAGCAGGAUACAGUUGAUAUCCUUCUAGAAGGGUUUUGUCUAAAUCCCUUACCCUUCAUGGGGGCAGCUCUGCCUGGGAAGGCAGUAGACAACCUACCCCAGCCAUCCUACACUGAAGAGUAUUUACUGCUGAUCCCCACACAGCCCUGGGCCCUGCUCCCCUCAUUCUGCCCCCAUGCUGGCUCCCAGGAUGCUUGUAUAUUUGAAUACCCUGUUGCCACGUUAGGAUUCAGCUGUAAUUAGGGGUAAGGAAAUGCCUUUGGUGCAGAAUACAUUUCUUUCGGGCAUGUCAGGUGAUGUGGUUUUGUUUACGCUCUAACUCACCCUGAAAUAAGGGCAAUGCUGACACCCAGCCGGGCCAGGCCUGACUCAGUGGUGGACACGUCCAGCUUCCCCCAGCCAACCCACUGCCGUGGGCUCUGCUUACAGACGCUUCAGGGGGCUGCGAGGCCCCGGCGUUUCCCUAGGCCCUGGGCGUGGGUUUUAUAAGACUGUGUCUUCUGUGAUAUCACAGCCCAACCAUGUGAAAAGAAAGAGAAGGCCCCUCCUUAUUAGUCUGAGAAAAAGGAAAGUUAGAAUGGGCCGAUUUUGAAAAAUUAUGAUUUGGAAAAGCAGCAUUGCUUUCUGGGGCAGGUGAUGUUGGUCACAGCCUCACUCACUGGACCCCUUCUGUGUUCAGGCCCUUGCAGCUGGGGUCGGUAUGGUCAUUUUUCUUAUUUUACACGUGAUCACACUGGAGCCCAGACCAGUUAAGUCACUUGUCACACAGGCACUUAAGUGGAGAGCCAGGUGUCAAAAUCAGGUAAUAAAACCAUCAUCAUUAACUGUGCACCAACAGCGUGCUGAGCAUGCCACGUGCUUAUCUUGGCAUCUCCACAGCAGUGGAAGGUAGAUGCUUUGGAUGUGGCCGGCUGGUUAACUCACUUGGUUAGAUCAUGGUGCUGAUAACACCAAGGUCAAGGGUUCAGAUCCCUGUACCAGCCAGCUGCCAAAAAAAAUAAAUGUGCAGCUCCAGAAAUAGUGGCCGUUGCUCUUAUCCAGCAUGGUCAGGCCACAGACUGCAAGAAGAAAAUUGGGGCCAGCUUGUAAAGAGCCUUAAAUGCCAAGCCAAGAAGUGCCCACCUCCAAUCAUGUUUGCACCACAGUCAAGUGUAAAUUAACGAAGCAAAGAAAAUUGAGGCCAUUGGGUUUUGUCCUGUCGGUGAUGAGAGGUGGGGAAAGGUUUCUGUUGUGGGGAACUGGAGCCAGCCCGCAACUGCAAACUUGUGAGCUCUGAAGGAAUCCUGACCCCACCAGCUUUUUUAUUUGGCUUUAUUACAUUUGGCAACAGGUAUUGAAACAAGGAAGGGCCUGCACGGAGGGCCAGUGUUUCUGACCAUCCUUGCCUAAGAAAGCCAAAGGCUCUGGUGUUUCUAAACAACGUGACACAUGAAAGAGCUUUGGCUGCCGCCUUUCAUUCCUUCCUAGAGAUUUCAAGGCCUUAAAUUUAAUCUGUGCUCUCUGGGGAGGAAACAAGAGAGCCUCUGCCUUGGGGGGCAGCACUAAAUGUGAGGCUGGGGGCUGGGGGGUGUUCCUAGGAAUGAUUUGAGGGCUCCUGAAAGCCCAUCUGUUCCAAAGCGUUUUCUCCUCUGUGACAGCAUUGGAAACCACUGUGGUGACAGGACACGGCACUGGAGGGCCAUCAGAGAGUCCUGGGUGGGAUUUAGGGAGCCUGGGUUGGAAUCCAGCCCCACCUCUUCCAUGCUACACGCUUAGGCAAGUUCCUUUGCCUGCAGGCUAGGGAUGUUAACUCUCUUACAGCUGAGGACCUGCAGGACACAGGCCUGCACAGGGCCCAAGCAGGACCCUCCUAGAGCUACAAGCAUCUUUAUAUAUCCCCUCUGCCCGCCCCCCCCCAACCAUCGGCAUUAUUUUUCCCCAUUACAGGUGAUGAACCUCAAAUUCAGAGAGGUUAAGCAACCUGCUCAGGGUCACAUAUCUAACAAGUUGUAGAGUCAAGAUUUAAACCAGGUCAGUUUUUAUACCAAAACCCCAAACUAACCGUUGUUAGGAAUCUUGUAACUAGUCAUGUUCUCUUCUUUGUUUUGGCCUCUGGGAAGCUCAAAGUCAAGUUUGAGAUCAUUUUUAACAAUAGUACUGAGUCUCCUACUGGACUCACUUUAUUCUAGCAUUCUACUUUUACUUUUAAUCCUGAUCUCUUUAUUUUUAUUUUAUUGUACUACAUCUAUUUCUGUAAGUUGCCACAAUACCUUUUUGUGACAAGGUGGCAUAUACCUAAAUAAAUACAGGAUCAAAGCUUGAUUUAAAAGUC
Galeopterus variegatus (Sunda flying lemur) is the source of this 5579-nucleotide messenger RNA. It is a transcript of the gene OLFML2A, whose product is annotated as olfactomedin-like 2A. The transcript is spliced from 9 exons. Gene Ontology annotation, biological process: signal transduction. Bases 1 to 1863 code for a protein of 620 amino acids. The record is from RefSeq and is a predicted model, not a curated record. Lineage: Eukaryota; Metazoa; Chordata; Mammalia; Dermoptera; Cynocephalidae.